AUGGCUGUGGCAUUUUUAGCUGAUAAAGCUGAACGACUAAAUGACGGAAACUUGGUAACUGAACUGACUAUAUCUCCUAGUUUAGGGUUUUCUGAUAUUGCUUUUAAAGCUGACUACAAGCAUAUGAUGUGGGUUGACUGCUCUGAUUACCUCUUAGUAACGAUCAUGAGAUCACCUACUCAUGGUCUUGGUUUAGGCAUUUCUGGUGUACGAUCUUCUAGGAACUCAAAAACAAAAUUCAUAGUUUCAGACGUUAUAACAAACGGCCCAGCCUAUGAAAAGGUCAGCAAAAACGAUGAACUGGUUAGUGUUAAUGGAAUAAAUUUGGAUUGCCUGAGAUAUUCUGAAGCCAUCCAGAUUCUGCGUGAAUGCGGUGAUGAAGCUGAGUUGAAGCUGUUAAGUCGCAAUGGACAGGCCAACUACCACAAUUUGCCACUUGCUUUAGAAAAAGACUGCAUUAUGCAACGAACAAAAUUUCCAUCUUUGAGAGAACCUUACAGUAACUGUGAAUGUUUGCAAAACUAUCAAAAUCACUGUAUGCAUCCGAUGAAAUAUUGCAGCGAUACCGCUUUAUGGAAUCCCAAUUCUACGUCCAACGAAAACUGUCCAAGACUGAUAGAAAUACAUCUCAAAAGAAGGAACGCGGCUGAAAGUUUGGGUGUAGAACUUUUGAGUCGUUUAACGGUGGCUUCUGUUGAUGAAAAUAGUUUGGGGGAACAGGCUGGUCUCAAAUCCGGUGAUCGUAUUAUAAGACUAAAUGGAAUAAACACUGCUCAUUUAAGUCUCAUUGAUACCGCGAACAUGUUACGUCGUCAAGAAACCGUGCUUUUGGUGGCCAGGGAUACUUUAACGAAACAAAAUCAUGUUUAUGAUAAUUUUGGUACGACACCUUUAGUAAAUUCAUCAAGUGUUCCAGCCAAUCUUUCUAGUUUGUUAACUCACCAGCUUGGAAAUGAGAAAAGACAGUAUCAAGUAUCACAACCGAUACAUUCUAAUAAAUCUUCGAACGAACAAAUAAGGACAAUGCAUUUUGAACAAGCAUAUCAGAGUGGAUAUCACACUUAUGAAAAUUGUGAAGGCUGUCAAAGUAUGUGUGAAGUUCACAAUAGUAACUUUGAGAAUCCAUUUGUCAAAAAUUCUAACAAUUGGAUACAAUCUCAAAUGAAUACUUCCAAUAUUUGUAAAAACCCAAUUCAACACAACUGUAUACAACAUAAUGUAUCCAGCAUAAAAAAUAAUGAACUUUUAGAAUCAAAUCCAAAUAUAAAACCACAUAAAAUGUCAAAUAUCCAUUCACGAGAAUUAAGUGGUCAGCAUUGUUCAAAUUUAUUGAAAGAAGACAAAGAACAACUGUUGAAUAUGUUUAACUCACCUAAAAAUAUAAAAGUAACACUUCAACUAAACCAGGGUAAAUGUGAUAUUGGCUUGAUAUUGUAUGGAGGUAAUACAAAAGGAGUGUAUGUAAGCAAAGUGAUUCCUGAUUCUAUAGCUGACCAAGCAGGAAUUAGUGAGGGUGACAAACUAGUAAAAUUAAAUGGUACAGAUCUAAAAGGAUGGACUAAAGAGGAAGUAUUUCUUGCUCUUAUGGCUAGUGAGAACAAAAUGAUACUUGAACUACUCCGUGAUCCGUCGUCAUAUCAUAAGAUGCUUAAAAGCGAAAUUCCUCAUGAAAGCUUCUAUGUAAGAGCUUAUUUUAAUAUGAAUCAAUAUAUUUCUGGUUCUUCUGCACUAAUGUCAUCUGUUAAAUAUUCUGGUCUUUUUAUAGUAAAAGGGGAUAUAUUUCAUGUUCAUGAUACCCUAUUGGAUAAUGCACUUGGAACGUGGCUGGCAACAAAAGUUUAUCCGAAUACCAGUAGUAUUGGUCUUAUACCAAACGAACAAAGAGCGCAACGUUUUAUUUCAACUAAUCAGUUUCAGGCAUGGUUAGUCACAGAUUUGGCAAAUGCAUCACAUCGUUACUGUGUUGACAAUUUUUUUAUAUUAUUAGGAGAAUCCUCAGGAAUCAUUUUCCCCCCACCAUAUGAAAGAGUUAUACAACUGGAUAAAUUUCCUUUCCCUCGGCCAGUUGUAAUUUUUGGUCCAUUAUGUGAAUUGGCACGGCAACGCCUCACACAAAUGUCAUCCAUAAUACCAACUCAACUGGAUUAUUCCAUUGAAGAACCGAUUAAAUUCAUUAUUCCACCGAUUAGUUCAUCUUUUACAUCUAACAAUAUCACUAACAGUAAUAACGGCUAUUCAAUAAAUGAAGAAAAUAGUAACAAUAAUAAACCAUUAGGUUUGAUAAGAUUGAGUGCAAUAAAUGAGUGCAUGAAAAGAGGUUACCAUUGCCUUCUGGAUAUUGGCCCAACAGCUAUUGAACGGCUUGCCCUUCUCGGAAUCCCUCCAAUAGUGAUAUUAAUUAAUCCAUCAUCUGAGUAUCAACUAAAAGUUUUAUUAAAACACUAUUGGCAAUUUAACAAAACAUCAAGUGCUUUAUUCAUUCCAUCAAGAGUAUCCAGUCGUACACGUCCUACAAUCAAAGAGAUGGUUACAACUCUAUGGAAUUCUGUAAUUUAUUUACGUCAGUAUAAAUCACAUGUUAUCACCGAUACUGUGCCACUGUUAAACAUUACUUCAAAGGAAAAUUCUUUUUCAGAAAUUGAGUGGUUACGAAAUUUAUCUGAAGUUAUAAGACAUCAGCAAAACUCACCGGUAUGGAUUGGUGAGGAAUCAGAAAUCGGUCAAUUAAAAAUCAAUGAGUUAAUUGAUGAAGAACAAGAAGGAGGCGAUGACGUCGUUACAAUGAGUGAUCCAGAAACACCGAGACCAACAAAUUAUAAUGACAAUAUUUGCAUACCCGAAGACAAGAAAUACACCCCUCCAUUUCGUCAUGUGCCGGUGUGUCAUGCAAAUGAAAUGAUGGAAAAUACCAAUAAAGAUACAUCAUUUAAAUCAAAAACUAAAGAUUACUAUAGUUGUACAUGUAAUUUUGAUAAUGCGAAUCCGACGAAUCAAGAAGAAACUAAACUCAAAGAAAUAACUGAACAGACAGAUAUUUUAUCCAUGAACAUUUCGCCAUUUUCAUUAGAAACACUAAGGCUACAUAUUGAAUCAAUGUCAGUAAAACAUCCACGAUUUGAUCAAUCCUUUGAUGAAAAUAAACCUGGUUUUAGUAAUAUCCACCCAAUCAAUGAAUUAGAACCAAAUGACGGUCAAACUCCGACAAUCAGCCCAACUCUUUCUUUACACCAACUAGUUUUUGAUGAUAUUACAUCUUCAGAUCUCCAUACAAAUGAUGAGCAAAAGCCUUCAUCAGCAGAUUUAAUUAGUAAUGUAGCUGAUCCUCAUCUGUGUGGGGAGUUCGGCUCACAGGGUGGAAUUUUGGAAAUACCUGAACACAAUGUCUGUUUGAGGAUUCCCGAAGGAGCUAUUUCUGAGGAGGAAGGUCUGCAAAAAAUAUUUAUUAGGGUUUAUGAAAGCGAAAAUGAAUUGCUCAUAGAUAACUUACCAUGUGAAACACAUCAAUCAUCUGACAAACCUAUAUUAGUCAGUCCAAUGGUUAUGUGUGGUCCCAGAGGUUUAACAUUUCAUAAACCUGUUGAACUUACUGUCCCAAGAUAUCCUCUAGACUCGGAAUCUAGUGAUGAAUCCGAAACAAAACUUGAUAAACAUUUAGAAAAAUGGAAUUUAUCUUAUUACAUGCUUCAGCUAUUUCUACUUCAACAUCAACUGAUGAUGAUUCUUUACCAAGAACUCACGUUCAAAUGA
Molecule: messenger RNA, 3747 nt
Organism: Schistosoma mattheei
Lineage: Eukaryota; Metazoa; Platyhelminthes; Trematoda; Strigeidida; Schistosomatidae
Source: the annotation of a GenBank genome assembly